This is a messenger RNA of Porites evermanni, 7323 nucleotides long. The record is from the annotation of a GenBank genome assembly. NCBI's taxonomy places the organism in Eukaryota, Metazoa, Cnidaria, Anthozoa, Scleractinia, Poritidae.
AUGACGAGUCAAAAACAACACCUUCCUUCUUUUGCUACCACCAUCUCUGCGUUAGGCAUUCUUCUGUAUUGCAUUGGGUUUCUAAGAGUUGAAUUAGAGUUGAACAAUCAGAAGAAAAGACUAAACGCGCUUGAAAACAACCCGGAGACAAAACCACAAUACAACGAUUCGAACAUCGUCAAAAUCAUCAAGGAUGCUAGUGGUAUGUACACAGUUUGUUUUUCUUGUUUCAUGCUGCAUUAAAACAUAGUUUAGAAUUUCAUGAAUUCUGAAAUGUCUCUUACCAUCCUGAAAAAAAAAAAAACAUUCUACGAUGAUUAAUUCUGCACACUUAACCUGUAUUCGCUCGCGAUUGAGUGUUCCUGUACAGGUCGCCUAAGCUCACAAUCAGAGCCCUGAGCAACACUACGUACCCUACUUACUCGCUAAUUUAUUAUUCAUACAGUAGCGAUUAUUAAAACGUUGUUUGCUCAAUAGAUAUUAAACGAAAUGUGCAUCACAGUUCCCUUUUGAGUUUACCUUUAAAGUUUUCUUCUGUUUAUUUGUGUGGGGAAUGCGUUUCACGCUUCUUAGGUACGUUUAAAUACCAUUUUCUUGAGCGACUGAUUUUCACCCAGAUGAGCAAUUAGAAAAGAGAUACCGGGAAGAUUGCUUGGGGCUUUGAUAGUUAGCUUCCGUGGUUUUGCUGUGUUUACUGUUGGAAAAGAAAUUAAAGGUUACACCGAGGUUAAUUCGUUUCCUUUUUGGCAACAGGUCGUACUUGACUGAUUUUUCCAUGCUUGAUAAAUAACUGGUAAAAGAAAUCAUGGUCUUGAAAUGUAAUUUUUGCUUCAUUUGUUUCCUCAUUAUUACAGCUUGAUACUGAGCGAACAAUUGAAUGAAAAAAUUCUUAUUUGUAUUAGCAGAAUUUUACACCGAUGAACAUCAUCGAGCCAGAAGACAAGCGAAUUCAGCUAAUAAUACCAGGAAAGCUAAAACAACAGCCACCAUGAUUAAAGAAAUGCACAAACUUUUAUCAGAGGGAAGACCGGGACUUUGCAAAUCAACAAGUGACGCGUGUCUUUCGGGUCCCCCAGGCCCUCCUGGUCAACCAGGGCCGAGAGGAGAGAAGGGAGACCGGGGAAGAAAAGGGAAGAAGGGAACGCAAGGAUCACCAGGAAAAAGUGGUAAGCAAGGCAUCAUGGGACCUGUAGGGCCUAAAGGUGAUCUAGGACUUAAAGGCCAAAAAGGAGAUACAGGACCCGCUGGCAUGCCGGGAACGAAAGGAGAGCCUGGUGAAUCAAUUUCAGCUCCUGUUGUUGCUGUUUCCCCUUCAAACCUGACAGUAAACGAAAGUGGAAUAGCUUCAUUUCAGUGUUCAGUGAGUGGUAAUCCUGAGCCUGCAUUAGUCUGGAGUAAAGGAGGCAACCUUUCUGAAGUAAGCAGGUCGGCGGCUUCAGGAGGGAGAUUACUUUUAAAGAAUGUAAACGCAAGUGACUCGGGUGAAUACCAAUGCUCAGCAAGAAACAUCUUAGGACAUGCGCAAACCCUGGUGCGGCUUGUUGUAAAUGGUGAGUUUUUAUAAGAAAUAUUGUUUAUUUUAAAUUUUCACGGCAAAAGAUAUCGCUUACACUGAUUACGGCAUUUACUUUUUUUUUUAAUGGACGCGACUGUUUGCUUCUCUCUAACUUUCAAUUCGAGCAACAUGUUUUAUAAACAACUAAAUCAUUGGAUAAUGCAAUUCUAGAGCUCUGAUUGGCUUAGCCAUCAUGGCAUAUGAGUGUAUGAGCCAUUAUACCAUGCUCUCCAAAUGUGGUAACUGUACGCGUCUGCUCAAAAUUAAAGACAAACUGAAAAUCGGUUGUAUUUACAGAUAAAGUUGGGAAAAAUUCUCGAUAUUUUGUGGAAGUUUUUAAUAAAACAAUUAUCUCACUCGCGCUUGUUGGAUAUGAGAUGAUUAUAGCCAAAUCGGCGCCUUGCGCCUCGUUAGCCAUCUACCAUCUCAUAUCCAACACGCACUUGUGGAAUAAUUGUUGAUUAUUAUUCAUUCAAAAUAUUUCCCCGUUUCUGAUUGGCUAAAAUCACACGCAUAAUUCACCAUAACCAGCUACCGUUGACGAAAUUUGGAAAGAAUUUUGUCAUAGUGAACCAAUGACGUCAAAAGUACAGCUAAGUUGCAGAUUAUUGAACCGUAGCCUGCGUAGCAAGGGUUUCCGCGCGAGUUCGUCGAGAAAAGUUGGAACGAGAGCAAAAAAAAAAAAAGUAAUGACAGGGGAGGGGGAGGGGAAAGAAGGGAACGCUUGCCCGCAAACCCCACGAUUUUGAAAAACUGCGUUCGCCCACGAACGCAGCUUCUGAUUGGUGCGGUGCUGGUAGUGUUGAUUACUUAGCACUCGAAACAUCACUCAAACCAGGUAUGCUUUGUUUACGCGAGCCACAGAUCUGGUCUUAUCUGAUUUGUGGUCGCAGAUUACAAUUGCUUUGGACUGAUUUGAAUCGUGUUUGUGCGAAGGUCUAGGAGAUCAGAGCCUUUUUUAAUAAAGUAUAAUGGGGGAUCGAGCUGUGGAGACUAGGGAAGGCCAAUUUAUUGGGAACGACGGCGUGCGGAUCUGAUGGAAAAAAUGGACUUUUUGUUGGAGAUAACAUCAACGUAAAUCAGAACAUCGGUACUAGACACUAGCUAAAUUAAAGCCGCCAUGGACAAGCGAUUUGUCAGCUUUUUGAAAUGAAAAGAUUCUUUUGUUUAUUGGAAAUUUAGCGGCAUGUGUUGUAGUGAAAUUUUCGACACGGGCUGAAGAGCAGUCGCUCUGCAAAACUUAUAACCGGUGCAUGGAGUAAAUUGUUCCGGACAAAUCAUUUUUUAAGUUUCGACAAGGUUUCAGACGAGAUAAAGCCACAAUAAAAAACAAUACAUUCAGAAGCAAUCGCUCAGAGUUUUAACCUUCUUUUAUCGUAAACCUUUUUUAUUACAGUUUUUGCAAUUUCCUGGAAUGUGUUCUAUUAGAGAACAAAGUAAUUUUACAAAUCUGGUAAUCCAGGGGUAAUCUGUUCGUCAUACUUCUAUUUUGACGACCUUUCAAUUUACAAAUGAACCGAACCGUGAAAUGUCAAGGGACGUUUUCCAGAAUCGUGGGGUUUGCGGGCAAGCGUUUCCUCUUCUCCCCUCCCCCUCCGCCUCCCCCGUCCACCCUUUUUUUUUUGCUCCCGCUCUAACUUUCGCGCCAUAACUCGAUUGGAAACGCUUGCUAUAGCUACGCAGGCUAAUUGAACCGUUAACCGUGAAACAUUUUACUCGUUUUACAGCGAAAUAUUGUCAAAAAACAUGGCAAGAACAGCAAGAAGACAACUCGAUGCGCGAUGGACGACAUCUGGUAUUUGGAGUAUAUUUGCUGACCUGAACAGAACUUUAUCUCCUUAGCUUUCCGAUAAAGAUCCACCAUCGAUAUGAACUUAACAUCGACCUUGUUAGCAUGUACUAGCUUGUUUUUAAAAUUGGAAUUAUUUUAAAGGAAUAAUGAAACAAUUAUUAAAUUCGGCUUUCGUAGGAUAUGAAGAAUUGUGCAGAUCUCGGAGGGUGUUAUCACCCUCCUCGAUCUGCGAAUUCUUCAUAUCCUACGAAAGUCGAAUUCAGUAAUUGCUAAAUGUAAUAAUGUUAUAAUCUGGUUACUAGUUUAGAUGCUCCACGACUGAGCUACUGAAAAAUAAAAAAAUAGAGCGAAAGUUCUUUUAGGCCACCCCCUAAAUUCGACCUACAGAAUUGGAUGUUCAAACGUCGUAACACUAUACCAACCACUUGGAAAUCAGGCUUUUCAUUAAACAAACAAUAAAAAGCCACUGUUAUGCUUUUUCAUUGCAUUCUUUCAGUUCAUCCUCGAGUUUCCCUCCAUCCGGGCCCUCAUUACGCCAUUGAAGGCAGCAAAGUUACUCUUCCCCCCUGUCACGUGACUGGUUACCCAGCACCAGUGGUCAUUUGGAGAAAAGCAUCUGGUCAGUUGCCCCAGGAGAGGGUGAAGUAUAACAACAGUAGCUUACAACUUUUAAAUGCUCGAAAAAUAGAUUCUGACUUGUAUCUCUGUUCAGCAACAAACCUGCUUGGAACUACUGAAAAGAGAACACUCGUAGUGAUCGUUUCACAUCCUCGAUUUACUGUUAAGCCACCUGUGAGCAUUUUUGCGCUGCUUGGAGACACCUUGACACUUAAUUGUAGCGCAACUGGUGACCCACAACCAGUUAUUAGCUGGAGGAAACAAGGAGGUCAUCUGCCAGUUGGAAGCAACCAGCAGAUUAAUGGUGCGUUAGUAAUUAGAAACUUUAAAAAGAACGACGCAGGCUAUUACAUAUGUACCGCAACCAGCGCAGGAGUGUUUGGCGUGGAAACUCUGACUCACAUUCAAUUUUUUUCACCAAGAGGUCAGUUAUAGAUAAAGCUUAAAGAGCGUAACUUAUAAAAGUGCAACGGCCAAUACUAUUGUGUUAAAAUAAGCAGAAAUGCGACUGUGACCGUGGUUCCCCGCUUGUAUUUUGAAGAGACAUUACAAAGAAAGAUGCCGGUUAUUACCUCGGGGGGAGGGGGGAGGGGGGUGUCGCCCUGUUCUCUGAAUACUGACCCUAUUUCAGACCAAAAUGUCAUUUUGCACACCCAUUUUCGGACGAGACCUGGCCCCUAAAAUCCAUAUCUGCUUACCGACCUGGAGGUGAUCACAAAACACAACAUUACAUGUUUACAUAAAACAAAAAUUAUGUCAUCAUUGGUGAGCCAAUCUGCAACAAAUGAUCGAAUUCGCGUAUUGCACUUUCUCUCUUAUUCAUUUGGAAUUGAAACGACGGACACAUUGAUACACAACCGUCAGAACCAUAGUUCCUUCGUAAACCAAACCCAAUUCCAGACCAAACCGGCUCAAAAACCCUACCCUUUGGGACGGAACAUACCUAUAUGGCUUAUAUAAGGGAGUACCCCCCCCCCCCUUUCCACUGAAGUUUUUACAUAUUUACCGAAACCAGCGCAGGAGUGUUUGACGUAGAGACUAUGACUCUGGUUUAUUAUUAUCAAGAGGUCAGUAAUAUCAGCUUAUCAGCAGGGCCAAAAGUAUGACCAUAUUUCUCCUUUAUUAAAAUAAUUAAGGACGCAAUCUCGACCCAGAGCUCUUCUACGUAUGUAGAGCAGAGAGAUCAAGAGCUCUUGGGAACCCUGGAGCAAGAUUGUCUCUGAUUGGUUUCAGCAAAAAACAAUAAAAGUGUUUCUGAUUGGUCAAUUCAAGUUUGCACAAGAGCGGUUGAACGUGCGGCGUGUCAGGCGUGUGAGCGGGUUUUUCCCUAGAAAUGUUGAAGUAAACACGACCGGCCGAUUCUUGAUUUCAGCGAUUCCAAAACAACAUCUGCACCCGUGACUAAAAUUAGGCAGAAUUACUGGAUUUUCCAAUGGCGAAAAAUUAAUCUAUCUUAGAAGUGUAUGGUGGCCCGCUAACGCCAUAGCAAUUUUGCACUUUUUUGGUGAAAUUUAGACACUUUCCAAUCUAUUUUCCUUUAUUUUUUCUUUUUAAUUUGUUUUCUUUUGAUUAUUUUUAUCUUUUUUUUUAUUUCUCUUCUUUCAAUUAUUUUUAUCUUUAUUAAAAAUUUCUUUUCUUUUAAUGAUUUUUAUCUUUUUUUUUUUCAUUCUCCCUUUUUUAACUUUAAUUAUUUCUUCUUACUUUUUAUUUUGAUUUAUUUUGUAAUUUUUAUUUUAUUUGGUUAUACAAUUUUUUUGUUUUAUAAAAAUUUGCAAACAGUGAUCUAAUUUUGAAAAAAAAAAGUCUCGAGCUCAGCAACGCCAUAGACCAGAAUUCCUCGCGCGCAACGAAGCGUUCCUCGUGCGCUUUUUCUCACUUCAGUCAAUCGCCCGUGCCAAAAAAGUGCAGAAGUGCAAAAGUGCUAUGGCGUUAGCGGGCCACCAUAGAAGUGCCACUCUGGCAUUUAAAUAUAUGAUGGGCUCAGCACCGGAUUAUCUUACUUCUGAAUUUACUAAACGAUUUAACAUCAGUGGCCGAGAAACCAGAAACUCACAGUCGCUACAUAUUCCCUUAUUUAAAUCGGCGAGUGGCCAGAGAAGCUUCUAUUACAGAACAGUGAAGAUAUGGAAGUCAUUGGACAAUGAAUUAAAACUAAGCAAAGAUGAUUUAAGCUUCAAACGAGAGCUCAAAAGUACGCUACUUUUCUCGGCAUAGAACUUACAAACGAUGUUUCUUGUAUCUUAUUUAUGAUCGUAUAUAGUGAUUAAUGUUUAGCUCUUAGAUAAUUUUACCAAUCCACUUUUUAUAUAUUUACUAUAUUUACAUUUUUUGUAAUUAUCUUUGAAAAGCCUUGUUUCAGGAAAGAUAAUAAAGAAUGUAUGCAUAUAUAAAUAGAACUUAUAAACGCCUCAACUGAUAUAUGCUACGGUCCAUGUUAAGCUGCUAAUAUCAUGUUAAAGUGACUGAUGUUUUCGAGGGACGCUUGUACCCUUUAAUUAGCCUUUCACCCCUUAAUCACACUGUUGAUUAUACUUAAGGGGCUGAAGCGAUCUUCAAAUUAUACAUAUUAAAGCGCAUUAUUUCAAUGUUGACUAUCAAGAUAGAGGUAGAAAUCCUAUGGUCCUUAUAGAAAUCUACUUUAUAGACGAUUUUCAUUCUCUUAUAGGUCAAGACUUAGUGUUGAUCGCUGCUAAAAUAAAGCCGUUACUGUUGUUUAUUCUCUACAGAUUGUUCUGAUUUGUUAAAACCUGGCCAUACUCAGAGUGGAGUGUACUCUGUAAACCCAGACGGAAAAGGAUCCUUCAAUGUAUAUUGUGAUAUGCGCACUGAUGGUGGAGGAUGGACCGUGCUCCAGAGAAGACAGGAUGGCUCGGUAGACUUCUAUCGCGGAUGGAACGAUUACAAAUCAGGCUUUGGUCAGCUGACGGCUGAGUUCUGGUUAGGAAACGACAAGAUCCACAGGCUGACGGCCGCUAGACCCAGCUCUCUACGAGUGGAGCUAGAGGACUGGAACGGAGUAAGAGUAUUUGCCAAAUAUGGCAAGUUCAAGAUUGGUGAUGAGCAGGUGAAGUAUCGACUUGAAGUGGGUUCAUAUUCAGGGACGGCGGGAGAUUCGUUAGCGUGGCAUAAUAACAUGGCGUUUAGCACCAAGUACAGAGAUAAUGACAUUUGGAAAAGUGGUGACUGUGCUGUGUCAAACACUGGUGCCUGGUGGUACAAAGACUGCCAAUACUCCAAUCUUAACGGAAGAUACCUGGGAAACGUAAAGAGAAAUGGGAAAGGAGUCGUUUGGUGGCACUUUAAACAAUACUUUUUAUCGCUAAAAUUCACUGAGAUGAAGUUAAGACCGUCAUCGUAA